AUGGCAACAGCAGCUACAGGAGACGGCGCAUCAAACGCUCUCUCCAUCUUGAAGAUUGGAAGAAUCCCAGGGCACGACAACAACUACAAAAUCGGAAAGGACUUCAAAGAUCGUAUGACACAGACUGUUGUCGGCAACCUCAUCCACGACCAUAACAGCGCCAACCAAGUCAACCCAUGCGCCUUUCUGUACGAGGGAAAGGACAUCCCCCUGGUGGUGACCUUCAAGUACGCAUUUAAAAAGUCCGACCCACCCAAGAAAGAGACGUAUCGCCUCAAGGGCACCCAGGCUGGAUCUGGAGGGUUCGAGAUUAUCAGCGCGCCCUUUUACGUCGAGAACCCGACCGACGCCGCCAUUUCGGCCGUAGCAACCACCUUUGAGGAUUUCCACAAUACUGAAAAAGCCCCCGGCUCCCCUUUCAGGGCCGAGGGCAUCUUCAAGUGGACCCUGUUGCACAACGACGACAAGCAUACUCCGGUGGAACACGCCGGCACCGCAACUACCUCGCUAGAUUUCUUCUUUAUGUUCGGCCCGCAUAAAGUUCUCUACGAUGAUGACCAUGAAUAUCACCUGGAGCUCAUCAGACUUGUCUACCCCGAGUACGCUUCUGUAGCUGGAAAGAAGUGGAGCGAGGUCGAGGCCGACAUAAUAAAGGCUGCUGUGGUCAAUCUCUGGAAGUUCGGCGCCAACAAGGGAUCCGAUAAGGCUCUGUACUACGACUCCCGAGGAGGUGGCCUCGGUGGCAUACCUCACCACCUGCUCGGGUCCUCGCUGAAGCUGUCGACAUUCUUCCUCCGAGAGAAGGAAAUGGUCAACUGCUUCGACCUGGCAGCUGUACUGAGAUCAAUGCUCGACUCCCUUGGCAGGAAAUCCGAGGGCAAUGUCCUAAGGCCCAUUAUCAAAGACGUGACGAUGCAAAGCGACACACCGUGGGGCUACAUAUACUCGGGGCCGCUUUAUGGAUGGGAGAAUACGAUCGCACACAACUGCAACAGCCCGUUCUGGUAA
Molecule: messenger RNA, 1008 nt
Organism: Lasiosphaeria miniovina
Lineage: Eukaryota; Fungi; Ascomycota; Sordariomycetes; Sordariales; Lasiosphaeriaceae
Exons: 2
Coding region: 1-1008 (335 amino acids)
Source: RefSeq, a predicted model, not a curated record